Cornus florida is the source of this 1164-nucleotide messenger RNA. Its product is annotated as single myb histone 4-like. Gene Ontology annotation, molecular function: double-stranded telomeric DNA binding. NCBI's taxonomy places the organism in Eukaryota, Viridiplantae, Streptophyta, Magnoliopsida, Cornales, Cornaceae. Gene Ontology annotation, cellular component: nucleosome. The transcript has 6 exons. Gene Ontology annotation, biological process: nucleosome assembly. The record is from RefSeq and is a predicted model, not a curated record. The coding region runs from base 136 to 975 and encodes 279 amino acids.
UUUCAAUUUUAUUUGAGGUGCAAAAAUAUUUCAUAAUUCUAUGAGCUUUGACCAAUUAACGCUUCGACAAAGCCUAGGCCACCUAGCAACCAGAGAUCAGCGAAGGAAGGGGUUUAAACAGUUACAGAGAGAGAGAUGGGUAACCCUAAGCAGAAGUGGACAUCGGAAGAAGAAGAAGCACUCCGUGCAGGCGUUGCAAAGCACGGUACCGGCAAGUGGAAGAACAUCCAGAAAGAUCCCGAAUUCAAUCACCUGCUUUUCUCCCGCUCCAACAUUGAUCUCAAGGACAAAUGGCGCAAUAUGAGUGUUAGUGCCAAUGGCCCCCCUAGGGAAAAAUCACGGACAUCAAAAGCAAAGGCCAAUCCAGAUGCUCCCACUACUCAAUUGUCCAAUGGGCAGAUUGUUGUUUCUGCCACUCCAAUUUCAAAUGUUGCACCAAUGGAUGCAGUCAUGGACGAUUCUUCGAAGUGCAUUCUUGAUGGGAAAACUGCUUCAAAGUACAAUGCAAUGAUUUAUGAAGCACUUUCAACCCUGAAGGAGCCAAAUGGAUCAGAUACUAGUGCACUUGUUAGUUUUAUUGAGCAAAGGCAUGAGGUGCCCCAGAACUUUAGAAGGUUAUUGAGUUCUAGACUAAGAAGGCUUGUUGCACAAGACAAGCUUGAAAAGGUCCAGAAUUGCUGCUACAAGAUUAAGAAGGACGUCUUGCUCAGUACAAAAACACCUACCCCGAAACAGAAAGAUAUCCGACCAAGACAAAUACAAACCAGUUGUUAUCUCGGGGAUACAGUUGAAGAUGCAUCAGUUGCUGCUGCCUACAAGAUUGCAGAAGCAGAAAACAAAUCAUUUGUAGCAGCUGAAGCAGUUAAGGAGGCAGAGAGGGUUUCAAAGAUGGCUGAAGAGACAGAUUCAGUGCUAGUGUUGGCAAAAGAGAUCUUGGAAAGAUGUUCGCGUGGUGAAAUUGUGCUAAUGGCAUAGGACACGGAUGCACAUCUUAUUCAAGGAACCUCUUCUUUAGAAUCCUGUAAAUUUAAUAUCCCGUGCUUGCUUUAUUUUCUUCACUGUAAUAAAGUAUAACAGGCUGGUUUUGCGUUAAUUAUUAAAUUUUAUAUAACCUAUCAAAUGGACAUUGUGAUAAGGUAAAUUAUGGGAGUGUUUUAUUCUGUA